Molecule: messenger RNA, 2690 nt
Organism: Morus notabilis
Lineage: Eukaryota; Viridiplantae; Streptophyta; Magnoliopsida; Rosales; Moraceae
Exons: 10
Coding region: 62-2500 (812 amino acids)
Biological process (GO): cellular response to UV-B
Cellular component (GO): Cul4-RING E3 ubiquitin ligase complex
Molecular function (GO): protein binding
Source: RefSeq, a predicted model, not a curated record
CAACCCAACUUCGUCUUGUGCAGAUUGGGGAGACUCGUUAAUCUCAAAGCUAAAACCAGCCAUGUCCAUCGACAUCCCAGGCUUAAGACAAAGGUAUAUUGACUCGUGCAAGAGGCAUGAUGUCCUUCCUAGUAAUGCAAUUUUGUCUGGUCUCUGUAAGGCUGAGGUUAAAAAAGCUCGCCAUGAGCUAUGUAGCUUGGAGAUUUUCCUGCACCACCUCAAGGAUGUUGAUUUUCUUCCCCUAUUUGACGUCUUUACGCAACUUGAUAAUUCCGAGAUUGAAGCAGUUGAUCUGUGCAAUGGAUCAUCUUGCACAUUGAAGGGCGAAUAUGCUUUGAAAUUGAUGCGGGCGAUCAAUCAAAAGCUUCGGGUUGUUGAUCUGCAGGAUUUCUUUGGAAAGAGCUCUUUACGGGAUCUCUCUAAGAAAGGUUUGCCAUGCCAAAUGUUGAUCUUGAUGGCUUCGAAUUUUCGGAAGCUUAAUAUGUCGGGGCAGUUCAUGCAAAUACACACCCUUAACCUCGAUUUCAGUAGUUCACUCACUAGUUUCCAGGAGGAUUGCUUUGCUUGCAUGCCUAAUUUAAUGCGGCUCUCGAUGUGUGAAACGAGAAUUUCAAAUCUUUGGACUACUACGGCUGCACUCUCUAAGCUUCCUUCUUUGGUUGAACUUCGGUUUCAGAAUUGGCUGUGUUGCAAUGAUUCUGGGUCCUGCUUUGUAUCAUCUAGUGUGAAGUCAAAUAGAAAAACUGAUUCUGGUUUGCCAAAAAAAAAUCCGUACGUUGGAGGAGUAUCUGUUGAUCUUCGUGAACUCUUAGACCAAAACUCAAGCACUGAACAGGUUCUCAGGAAUAUGGUUUCACUUAGUGAAUUGAUUGUAAAUAAUGACGUUCAAAGCAUGAGUGAAGAUUCAUCAGAUGAUAGUGAGACAGAAUAUUUGAAUUGCCAGCAAGUAUAUGGUAACAUGGAGCCGUCGCCCACUGCUUUUCCUGGAUGGCAUGGACAAUUCGAUUUUCAGAAUGAGGUUUCCUUUGAUACCUUACAAUAUCAAAAUGAAGAGGAGUCAACAAAGGGUGCCUUUACACAGGACAAUGCAGAUCUUGCAAUGAACUAUAUUUCUUAUCAUCCUUCACCAGUAUGUUUUGAGAAACAUUACAGAGAAUACAUGAUAGCUUCAUUACCUCGUUUGAAAGUUUUAGAUAACUUGCCUAUUAGAAAAAGUGACAAGGAGAGGGCUAGUGUUACGUACUUAGAACACUUUGAACAUCUACCUUAUAGAAGAAAAAAAAAAGAAUGUGUCGUUAGUAUUUUAAAAAAGCGUGAAGUAAAAGCAGGCCGCAGUCCCGGGCGAAACUCAUCAUGCCUGCCUGGGAUAUCUCAAAACUUUUAUACCAAGUCAUUUUGCGCUGCUAAGGUGGGUUCUUCUGCUUGGCCAUUACUGCAUCCAAUUUCUAUUUCGGGAACUCUUGUUGGAGAUGAAAGAAGGAGCUUUCGUCCUAGGCAGUUUGAGUAUCAUCCAACUGAUUGUAGCUUAAUGGUAUUUGGAACUUUGGAUGGCGAAGUGGUCGUACUCAACCAUGAGAGUGAGACAGUUAUUAGUUAUAUUCCUUCACUUGGAGCAAUGAACAGUGUGUUAGGACUCUGUUGGCUCAAGAGACAUCCGUCUAAGCUUAUAGCUGGUUCAGACAAUGGCUCCUUAAAAUUGUACGAUAUCCAGCAUAGGUCGCAAAUAAUAACAGGCGUAUACAAUAGUGUUGGAACUGUCACGUUUGAUGAGUUUGACCAAUUGACAUCUGUUCAUGUCAACUCUACUGAUGAGCUAUUUCUUGCAAGCGGUUACUCAAGAAAUGUUGCCUUAUAUGAUAUCAGCAGUGGAAGGCGUCUACAGGUGUUCACUGAUAUGCAUCGAGAGCAUAUUAAUGUCGUUAAAUUUGCAAACCAUUCUCCGUCUAUUUUUGCAACUUCUUCAUUUGACCAGGACGUCAAGAUGUGGGACUUGAGACAGAAACCGUUACGGGCUUGCUAUACUGCUACUAGCAACAAGGGCAAUGUGAUGGUUUGUUUUUCUCCUGAUGAUCACUAUCUUUUGGCUUCAGCUGUUGACAACGAGGUUAGACAGCUUUUGGCUGUUGAUGGGAGGCUUCAUUUGAACUUUGGGAUAGCUCCUACAGGAAGCACUCAAAACUAUACUCGAUCUUAUUACAUGAAUGGACGGGACUAUAUCAUUAGUGGGAGUUGUGAUGAACAUGUGGUCCGUGUUUGUUGCGCUCAAACGGGAAGGCGUCUCAGGGAUAUAUCUUUAGAGGGAAAAGGCUCUGGUACUUCUAUGUAUGUUCAAUCUUUACGGGGUGAUCCUUUCCAAGAGUUCAACAUGAGUAUAUUAGCAGCCUAUACGCGUCCGAGCACGAGGACCGAAAUUGUCAAGGUCAAUAUGCUAGCGUCGAGUGACUAUGUCAAGGAGCACAAUCACCGGCAGUCGCGGCCGAGUAAUAGCAUGGGUGGUUAAUCUUGAUGAAAGUAUCUACCUUUUUGUGAAGCAGUCGUGUAGCAAGCACAAAGCCAAGCUGUUCUUUUGCUUCUUAUUACUGAUGGUCUGUUUGGUUCAGGUUUGAGCAGGAAGUAUCUACCUCUUUGUAAAUGGUGAAUCUUGUUAUAUACGUGCAUAUAUACCCCAGACAUUCAUAGGAUUGCGGGUU